AUGGCCAAAGCAAGACGUGUAUUUCGAUACGCGUUCAUCCUCUCAUGUUUAGUAUUUUUGUUUUGGUUUGCAAGCGCUUACUAUGAAGUGAAACAAUUGUUCCAACCAGACUACAAUCUGGUCAUUGAUAACAAGUUUUAUCCAAGUCAGAUAGUGACCAAAGGACAAUUUCCAACGAUCCUGGCAAAAAACCAUCCGACUCUGAAAGUAUCUGAGCCAAUUUGGAGCAAUAAUGUUCGUGAAUCCCUGCAACAUUUUAUCUUUGAUUUUAAACUGGAUAUUGUUGAUAGAGAUACAGUGCUUAAAUAUUACUUGACUAAUAUAGAAAUCUUGUUCAUGAACAACGGACCUUGCUUUUUAACACACACAGUUAAAAGAAGUCUCUAUGUAUCUAAAACGAUGGUGUAUGCUGAUCCAAUUAAGGUUGAACUUCCAUUCCAUUCUGAAAACCCCAUGUGCCAUUCUUUUAAAGAGUUUCCUUCAAAACUUAAAUUCAGAAUUGAUAUUUAUGACGACACCAUUUCACGCAAUGGAAUUAGUUAUUUUUACGAGAUGCCUCUUUGGGCCAACCACUUUAUGGGAACAUUCUCUUCUGAUUUGGCUCUAUUAGGAUGGGAACCCAUACGAAUGACCAUGAUGGGCGUUUCAGGAUGGGGAAAAUCCACCUUCAUCAAUGAAUUGGGAGAGUUUACAUCGAUUUAUCCUUCCAUGAAUCGAAUCAAACUGGUCAGUGAUGCAGGUGCUCAACGGAAGAAGGAUCAUUCGACUCUUGCUGUCCAUCGUUAUUCAUUAUGGGAAUCUGGUAAAUUUGCUGAUAUUCCAUUGUGCUUGGAAGUUCAAGAUCCACCGGGACAUGACACUGGAGCCAUCGAUAAGGUCCUCAAUAUGUUGAGUAUUUGGCAAAACAAAAGAUUACAGUGGGAGAUGAUAUUGUGA
Molecule: messenger RNA, 936 nt
Organism: Naegleria lovaniensis
Lineage: Eukaryota; Heterolobosea; Eutetramitea; Acrasida; Naegleriidae
Exons: 1
Coding region: 1-936 (311 amino acids)
Source: RefSeq, a predicted model, not a curated record